AAGAUGAUAUGUGACUGUAAACUGGCGUGGAUUUGGGGUCUGAGAAAUGAGACAAAAAAUCCAAAGCUACGAGAGGGAUUGGAAGAGUUGACUUGCUUCCUUGAAGCGACCUACGAGCCAAAAUUCGAUUCUCGUGAGGAAUUCAGCCAAGCCCUUGAGAUUGUGCGUAAUAAAGGAUACCAAGAUAAAGGGCCUAUGGAUGAAUCGCAGUACUUAAGUGACAACUACGACGAUAAUUACAGCGAUGACGAAAAUCCUCCAAUCGGGCAUCAGAUCGAGAUAGAUGGCAAGCCGAGUUACGUGAGACGUCUGUUUGACCUCAAGCCAGAAGACCUGCCAUGUCCGACACCUUCGAAAGAGGAAGUCAUGGCGUCGGAACAACCCUCGGGGCACCGUGACCACGGCUCGUCGAGCUCCAUCUUCUCCUUCUCGUCGGGCGCCGCUGUCAGCGGACAUCGUUCACCGGGUAACCUCAGCUUCGCCAUCCUACUCGUGCUCACAGCCCUUACAUUAUUCACCGACGCGCGAUCUUUCACGUAG
Molecule: messenger RNA, 540 nt
Organism: Ceratosolen solmsi marchali
Lineage: Eukaryota; Metazoa; Arthropoda; Insecta; Hymenoptera; Agaonidae
Source: RefSeq, a predicted model, not a curated record